Messenger RNA from Angiostrongylus costaricensis, 699 nucleotides. The record is from the annotation of a GenBank genome assembly. Lineage: Eukaryota; Metazoa; Nematoda; Chromadorea; Rhabditida; Metastrongylidae.
AUGAGUUCGGACACUGUGGCCGACCAUUACAAUUCGGUUCGACAAGAAGAUAUCGUUGGUCGAGCUGAUAGCCGUAUUUUCUACAUGAGAAAUUUGAACAACUGGAUGAAGAGCGAAUUGAUACAAGAGAGUUCAAGCAGUUUGCUUCGUCCGCGAGUACUUGAUCUCGCUUGUGGGAAAGGUGGAGAUCUUCGGAAAUGGAAAGUGGCAAAUAUCGAGAGCAUUGUGAUGGCUGACGUUGCGAAAGUUUCUUUACAUCAUGCAGAGGAGAGGUACAAACAGAUGCUGCAACGUGAGCGAUAUGGUUUGUUUUCCGCAGAGUUCGUUCAUGCGGAUUGUUGUAAGGAAAAUCUGAAGUCGAAAAUUUCAAGCCAUUCAGAGUUCGAUCUUGUUAGUUGUCAAUUCGCUCUUCAUUAUUCGUUUAUUGAUGAACAGUCGGCUCGUACAUUCUUACGUAAUGCAACAGAAACUCUCCGUCCGGGUGGAUAUUUGAUUGGAACUCUACCGGAUGCUGAAAGAAUUGUAUGGUCUGUUCGCGAAAACGAUGGUGAAUUUCGGAACUCAGUUUGCACUAUACGAUACGACAAUAAGGACGAGCUUCAGAGUCCUCCGCUGUUUGGUGCAAAAUUCCACUUUACAUUGGAUAGUCAAGUGAAUUGUCCAGAGUUCCUUGCGUACUUCCCACUGGUGAUGCAGUAA